CAUUUUGAAGUUUCACCUCAACUUACAAGCUAAUUUUCAACUCCAAAUAUUCUUUACAUAUUGAUCAAUAUUUCUGACUUUGUCAAAGAGUUAUCAUUUCAGAGAUAGGACCUAAAAUGUCAUUAAAAAGGACUUUUUCAAAUUUUAGCUUGCUUGGUGAUUGGAAUUUCCGGUAAUCAGGAAUGAAUAUUUUUGACUAACACUUUAAUUUUGGAGGUUAUUAACAAAAUUAGGGUAACAUUAUACUGAUAUAAAAUAUGACUUCUAUAGAUGAAAGCAGUCUUUUAUUUUUUUACUUCUCUAAACGCCUCAAAAUUCACGUUUUCUGAACCGGAAAUUUAUUCAGUCCGUAUAGCUUUCAAAAUGGAUAACUUUCUAGAGGAAGAGUGCAUUGCAAAAUAUGCCGAAGCUCUGCAAUUAGAGGACAUAGAGGCCAAAAAGGACCCCGAAACCGAACCUUAUAAGUCGAAGUAUACGGCCAGAAAAAUUUACCAUGAUUUACUCACUGCUCUCAAUGAAAUUUCUCAAUCGAAUUCCGAUGAAAAUUCGGAAAAUUUUGUGAAAAUUGCUGCCGUUACUGGAUUGCUUCUCUACAAACUUGGGGUGAAUUAUAUUGACUGCGAGGAAGCGACUGAUGGCGAGCAGCAUUUAUCUAAGGCAUUGAUUGUCCUUGAAGCGUUCAAGUUACAUCCGUUGACCAUCAACACACUUCAAAAGGUCUACUGUCAAUUUGGCUUUUUGUGGACUUCACGUCGUCAGCAGAAAAAAGCCCAAGAAUAUCUUGAAAAGGGAGAAGAGGUGUACAAACAAUAUAAGGAACAGUGUGGUAUUGGACCGUAUGUAUGUGAUGAACUGCUAACAAAGUCGACGGAAAAUUUAGAUUCUGAAACUCUUAAUCGCAAACGAAUGGACAAUUUUGAAAGUGAUUAUACCCAUACACUUUACUAUUUAGCGCAAGUUUAUGGGGCGUUGGAGGAUACAGAUAAAUCAGCAGAGUAUUGCUGUUUAACAUUGACGAGACAACUAAACGCCAAUGAUUAUCAGCCUUUGGAUUGGGCUCUGAAUGCAGCCACCCUCUCACAAUACUAUAUGACUAAUUGUGACUACAAAACUGCUCGUCAUUGUCUGGCGGCAGCUAACGUCAUCCUUGCUGAAACGGGAGAGGUUCCUGACCAGGAACCCUCUGAAGAUGAAGGGGAGGCUGAGAAAAAUGAUCGAGAAAAAAUUCCAAGAGGAUGUGCAGAUAUCGCGCGGUGUUGGUCAAAAUAUGGAUUAUCUAUUUUGGAAGCAUCUAAGGAAAAAGUCCUCCGGGAACAUGAACAAACUGGUGCUCUACUAGCUAGUGCACAAAAUGCUGAAAACUCAACAAGUUCCAUUGACUUCAACUUAGAUGUCACGAAUACAGAAGAUAACAUCACCGCCAAUCUAGUUCUCGAUUUUGAGGAAGCCCGCAAGGUGUUCCUAUGUGUCCAGAGAUGGUUGAAUUCUGCAAAGGAAUUCUACAAGUUAGAUGGACAUUGCACUGAUUAUGUUGAGAUCAUACAAGAUUAUAGCAAAGUGUUCAAAUUGCUUUCUUUCUUUGAGAUGGAUUUUGAACGCCAGUGUAAAAUGCAUAAACGUCGCAUUGAUCUCCUUGAUGCUGUUCUGAAUGAACUUAGUCAGCAGCAUUAUCUUCUCAUUUGCCGUCAACUAAUCUACGAGAUAGCUGAAACAUAUGCUGCUAUCUUAGAUAUCAAAUCUGCAAUUAUCGAAUCAGAUCCAACAAUGCGUACACCACAUGCCAUCAAAAAAAUUAACAUGUUGGCUGCAAAUUCCAUUAAGUACUAUGUUAGAUAUAUGGAUACAUUGAGAGAUAUGAAAACCAAAAAACUGCCAGAUAAAUUCUGUGAAGAUGAUGAACGACCAGCACUUGUUGCCCAGUUCUGUAUUGGGCGUCUGUACGGCAAAUUCUUCUCCCCAGAUGUACAGCAAACAUUUCAGAACAAGAAAACCUCUUUCGAAUACUAUAAGUUUUUAGUGGAUUAUUGUAAAAAGCAUGACGAUGCUAAAGAGAAGAUGAAAGCAGAGUAUGAAAUAUGUGUAGAAAUGGUAGAUUUACUACCUGCAAAGUUAGAUCAAAUUCGAGCACAGUUAAAUUGAGUACACUGCACAGACAAUUUAGUACAGUUGAAUUGCCAUUGAAUUAUUCUAUGUUCUAUGAAAUGAAGACAUUUUUAUUGCAGUACUGUGAAUUGAAUUACUAGUAUUCUAUGAAAUAAAGACAUUUUUAUUGCAGCACUGUGAAUUGAAUUACUAGUAUUCUAUGAAAUGAAGACAUUUUUAUUGCAGUACUGUGAAUUGAAUUUUUCUAUGAUCUAUGAAAUUAAGACAUUUUCAUUGCAGUACCUGAGUACUACUGUACUAUGACAGCUUUUUUGUCAACAAUUUUGAUUCUGUGAAUUUGCGACAUUUAUCUUCGAAUUAAUUAAAUAUUUGAAAAAUAAUCAUUGUAAUGAAGUAAUCAAUGUAAAUAGACUAGAUGCGAGUAGAAAUAAUCUUGAUUUACGUCAUUAAAUAUUCAAGAUUCAGUCAAAGUGAUCUCAUAUUUGAAAUCUGCAUGUAAAAGUACAUCUAGAAAUAUGGUUUCGAAAAUUGUCUAUCAACUUUGAAAAUUAAAUUUUUUUAUGAAAAUUUGACUUCUUGUUCGGGUUGAUUCCCCAUAGACCCCAUGUAACAAAAUCAUAAAAAGUGAACUAUCUUCUCUUGUAUUGGACAGAUAACAUUUUCUUUUACUGGACAUAUUUUAAUUUGCAUAACUAUUAGAUAGUACAUAGGGUUAUAUGAAAAUUGAACCACGCAAAUAGAUGUAAUUUAAGUUAAAGAGAACUUUCUACUAUACCUGCCGUGCUAUCUGACCCAAAUGAGCCACCUGGUGGUGAAUCUGGUAACUACCUACUCGCAUCUGUGUUAUUGUUAUUCAUCAAUUUUUAAUCAAAGGAUGAAGCAAUAGAUUAGUUUGGAGCAACUUUCUGAAAAAUUGUCAUAAUUUUUACAGUACUUAUUUCUCCCAGCAUUCCAUAAUCAUAAUAUAAUGUAUUUAUCAACUGGAUUUUCAAUACAGAAGUGACCCUGAAGAGGCAAUAGUGUUCCAUGCCAUCAGGUUAUGCCUUAUUUCUGGCUAUAUUUCAUUUGUAAUACAUUUGUUUAGCUUUGAACGUUUGGCAAUACAGUAAAACCUGUGAAAAUGGAAUACUAG
Owenia fusiformis is the source of this 3235-nucleotide messenger RNA. Lineage: Eukaryota; Metazoa; Annelida; Polychaeta; Sabellida; Oweniidae. The record is from the annotation of a GenBank genome assembly.